Molecule: messenger RNA, 4302 nt
Organism: Gastrolobium bilobum
Lineage: Eukaryota; Viridiplantae; Streptophyta; Magnoliopsida; Fabales; Fabaceae
Exons: 32
Coding region: 289-3792 (1167 amino acids)
Biological process (GO): protein export from nucleus
Cellular component (GO): cytoplasm; nuclear pore
Molecular function (GO): nuclear export signal receptor activity
Source: RefSeq, a predicted model, not a curated record
AACCAAGGAGACUAGCGCUCGCACUUGUUGGGUAUAUUAAUAGAGAGGAAGCCCAACCAUACUCAUCUGUAUAAAGAGAAACCCAACGUUGUUCUCUCUUACUACUAUUACUACUCUCACUCACACUCAUUCACACUCACACUCACUCUCACAGCGUCAUCUUCCUUUUGCGAUUCAUCUCAUCGAGGCAGGUUUCCAUCGUGAUCUUCUCAUUAUUGUUUCAAACUAAUUCAAUCCUCCCGAUAAGGAAUUUUGAAUUGUUUCUUCCGAAUCUGUUGUCGCGCCAAGAUGCAAGGGUUUACAGCAGGACCUGCAACUACAGAUUUAGCCGAGCUCCAAUCUACCAUGCGAGCAAUCGAGCUCGCUUGCAAUUCAAUUCAGAUGCAUAGUAACCCAGGAGCAUCUGAGACAGUUAUGUUGUCAUUAGGCCAGUCUUCUCAGCCAUACAAGACUUGCCAAUUCAUUCUUGAGAAUUCCCUGGUGGCAGCUGCAAGGUUUCAAGCGGCAGCAGCAAUCCAAGAAGCAGCUAUUAGAGAAUGGGGUUUUCUUAAUGCUGAUGUCAAGAGAGGCUUGAUUAGUUUUUGCUUGUGCUAUGCCAUGCAACAUGCCAGUUCUCCUGAUAGCUAUGUCCAAGCAAAGGUUUCUUCGGUGGCUACUCAGUUGAUGAAAAGGGGUUGGCUUGAGUUGGUGGCUGCAGAGAAGGAGGCACUCUUUUAUCAGGUGAGCCAGGCUAUUGUGGGCAUUCAUGGAGUAGAUAUGCAGUUUGCUGGAAUCAAAUUCCUCGAAUCAUUGGUAUCCGAAUUUUCUCCAUCUACUUCGAGUGCUAUGGGCCUUCCAAGGGAAUUUCAUGAGCAGUGUCGGAGGUCACUUGAGCAAGACUAUCUAAAGACAUUCUACCAUUGGACACAAGAAGCUGCUUCAAGUGUCACAAAUAGGAUUAUUGAAUCUGACUCCGUUGUACCUGAGGUUAAAGUUUGCACUGCUGCUUUGGAUCUCAUGCUUCAAAUUCUGAAUUGGGAUUUUCGUUGCAAUACUGGUGACUCAAAAAAAAAUGUAAAUGUCUUCUCUGCUGGAGUUAGGCAAGAUGGGGAUUCUCCUAAAAGGUCUGAAUGUCACCUAGUGCAGCCUGGUUCAGACUGGCGCGAUGUGUUGAUAUUAAGUGGUCAUGUUGAAUGGCUUUUGAGUUUAUAUGCUGCAUUGAGGCAGAAAUUUUCAUGUGAAGGAUACUGGCCUAAUUGCCCUAUUGGAGCCUCUGCUCGAAAGCUAAUUGUACAAUUUUGUUCUGUAACAGGAACUGUAUUUCUUUCUGAUGAUGGAAAAAUGCAUGAGCGGCAUCUUCUGCAACUCCUAUGUGGGAUAAUAGAAUGGGUAGAUCCUCCUGAUGCUGUUUCAAAAGCUAUUGAAUGUGGAAAAUGUGAAAGCGAGAUGCUUGAUGGUUGUCGUGCAUUAUUGGCUAUUGCAAAUGUAACAACUCCUUAUGUGUUUGACGAUCUCCUAAAAUAUAUGAGGCCUAUCGGUACCCUUACCUUUUUGUCAACAUUGAUGUCUGAAGUGAUUAAAGUCCUGUUGACUAGUAACACAGACGAGGAGACUUGGAGCUGGGUAGCACGUGAUAUCUUAUUGGAUACUUGGACUGCCCUUCUAAUGCCAAUAAAUACUAUCACUGUGAAUGCUUUGCUUCCAUCUGAAGGGAUACAAGCUGCUGCCAAUCUCUUUGGUUUCAUUGUGGAAUGCGAGCUAAGAAUGGCCUCUGCAUCAGCAUUUAAUGAUGAGGGCGGUUCAUUCUAUCUUCAUGCUUCUGUAUCUGCCAUGGAUGAAAGGUUAAGCUCCUAUGCACUUAUUGCUAGAGCUUCUGUUGAUGUUACAAUUCCUUUGCUCAUGAGAGUGUUUUCUGAGCGAGUUGGACACCUUAAUCAGGGCAGGGGCAGUAUUGACUUGACUGAAACGUUGGAAGAACUUUAUUCAUUGUUUCUGAUUAUUGGUCAUGUAAUAGCUGACGAAGGGGAGGGGGAAAUGCCGCUGGUUCCUAAUGCCAUACAAACCCAAUUCGUUGUUAAUGCUGUGGAAGCAGAUAAACAUCCUGUUAUUUUACUUUCCAGCUCAAUCAUAAAAUUUGCUGAGCAGUGCCUAAAUCCAGAAAUGAGAGCAUCAGUUUUUAGUCCCCGGCUUAUGGAGUCAAUUAUAUGGUUCCUUGCAAGAUGGUCUCGGACAUAUCUAAUGUCUUCAGAUGGGAUCGGGGAGAAAAUCUUAGAUUCAGGUUAUCAUCAUGAGCAUAGUUCAAAAAAGGCUUUGCUUAGUUUCUUUGGAGAGCAUAACCAAGGGAAGCCCGUCCUUGAUAUUAUUGUUCAUAUAUCCUUGAUCACACUUACAUCAUAUCCGGGGGAAAAGGAUCUGCAGCGUGUCACUUGUUACCAGUCACUUCAUUCACUGGUUCAGCAAAAGCAUAUAUGUGUUCACCUAGUUACUCUGAAUUCAUGGCAUGAACUAGCAACUGUAUUUUCCAUUGAAAAGACUUUGUUGUCGUUGGACACUGCUCAUCAGCGAUCUCUUGCGCAAACACUUGUUCGUUCAGCUUCAGGCAUGAGAAAUUCAGAGGAGUCAAGCCAGUAUGUAAGGAAUCUCAUGGGUCAUAUUGCAACAUAUAUAGUGGAGAUGUCCAGCAAGAGUAAUUUUAAAAGUAUUGCCCAACAACCAGAUAUCCUCUGGCAGGUCAGCUGCAUGUUAGAACGGCUACGGGGAGCUGCAAGUGCUUCUGAACCUCGAACUCAGAAGGCUAUCUAUGAGCUAGGAUUCUCUGUAAUGAAUCCCAUACUAGUGCUUCUUGAAGUAUAUAAACAUGAGUCUGCAGUUGUCUACCUGCUACUUAAAUUUGUAGUUGAUUGGGUUGAUGGACAAAUUACUUACUUGGAGGCCCAAGAAACUGCUGCUGUUAUUAAUUUCUGCAUGCGUUUGCUUCAGCUGUAUUCAUCUCACAAUAUAGGCAAGAUAUCUCUAAGUCUUUCAAGCAGCUUACUUAGUGAGGAAAAAACAGAGAAGUAUAAGGAUUUGCGUGCUCUUCUUCAACUUCUCUCAAGUCUUUGCUCUAAAGACAUGAUUGAUUUCUCGUCAGAUUCAAUUGAGGCCCAAGGCACUAACAUAUCUCAGGUGGUUUACUUUGGUCUUCACAUAAUCACACCACUGAUUUCUAUGGACCUCCUGAAAUAUCCCAAACUUUGUCAUGAUUAUUUUUCUCUCCUGUCACAUAUGUUGGAGGUUUAUCCUGAAACAUUUGCCCAACUAAAUAGUGAAGCAUUUGCUCAUAUACUUGGAACCCUUGAUUUUGGUCUCCACCAUCAGGAUGCAGAUGUGGUUAGUAAAUGUCUGAGAGCUCUGCAAGCUCUUGCUUCAUACCACUACAAGGAGAUUGGUACUGGUAAUAUAGGCUUGGGUGCACAUGCCAUGGGUCUUAAGGAUUCAAGUGGGAAUUUUCAGGAAGGCCUUUUGAGCCGUUUCCUUCGUUCAUUGCUGCAGUUACUCCUUUUUGAGGAUUAUAGUUCUGAUCUAAUCAGUGUUGCAGCAGAUGCUCUCCUUCCAUUAAUCCUUUGUGAGCAAGGCCUGUAUCAGAGAUUGGGCAGUGAAUUGAUGGAGCGACAAGCAAAUCCAGAACUUAGAUCAAGGCUGGCAAAUGCAUUGCACACACUAACAAGUGCUAAUCAGCUUUCUACCUCCCUUGAUCGAAUUAACUACCAGAGAUUUAGGAAAAAUCUGAAUAGCUUCCUAAUUGAAGUUCGUGGAUUUCUGAGGACCAUGUGAUCAGCCCUGUAUGUCUUAUGUUGUAUAAAGCUUCAAAAGAAGAGUUGACAUGACAUCACUAAUUGAACCAGCAGCUGGAGAAGAAAUUAGAGAGAUAAUCUCUUGGCAGACGAAGUUUUUGGAGUUACAGAAAACAUCGAGUCCUAUCUACACUGGCCAUUCUGGUGAGUUAGAUCAUUCGGGUUGUAUGCAAAAGUAAAAGCUUCUUAUGUUUGUAGAGGCUGUAAAAAAAGCGGAAAAAAUUAUCUGAAGAUCUGAGUAGCGAUUCAUUGGCAAAAUAGUUGUCAAAUUCUUUUCUGGCAAACUGCAUUGUUGUGUAGAUAUAUUACUAUCACUCUUCGUUUGACAGUAGUCUCUCUUUCCCCACCCUUUCAUGUAUUUGCUCUACUGCCCAAGCAUGUAAUAUGUUCUGAUCUGUCAGAGAUAUUAAGGUUGUGACUCAUGCAUAUUGAGGGACAUCAUAAAUAGUUGAGUCAUAGGACAAUUUUUUGUGUUGAUAGUUGUUUGACA